AUGGUUCAAGAUCUCAACCUUUUACCAACACCAGUAAGAUUCACGGCGGAUAUUAGCACAGAGAAGGUGCAUUAUUUGGAUUUGGAAAUUUCAUUGGGAGCAACACAUUUUCAAUAUUCCCUUUAUACAAAACCCACAGAUAGGAAUACACUCCUCCAUUACCAGAGUGCACAUCCCAGGGCUUUGAAGAACUCACUACCAAAGGCACAAUUCCUAAGAGUAAUCAGGAACAAUUCGGAAGUAGGAAUUAGGGAUGUCCAGAUUUUUGAAAUGAAAAACAAAUUUCUUCAAAGAGGUUAUGAUGAAUGUAUGUUGGAAACAGCGCUACAAGAAGCAUUGAAUGCACGCGCUACCGAAACAAAGAAGAAAGCUCUUAAUUUGGUCUUCCCUAUGGUAUACAACCAGUCUACCCCUCAAGUGGCAUCGGUCAUUAGGAAGAAUUGGAGGAUAGUGUCGAGUGAUGACACGCUCCCGAAAGUGUUUAAAGAAAAGCCGUUAAUCUGUUAUAAGAGAAAUAGAAACCUAAAAGACAUGCUAGUACGUACGGAUCCCUCUCAAAGCUAUUUGAAUAUAGCGAAGGAACAAAUAAGAGGAUCUGUUCGCUGUCUUGGCUGUGUGACCUGUAGCCACAUGACGCCUGCAAGAACUUUUUUUCAUCCUCAUAAUAAUAGAAAAUAUACUAUUCGAUAUACCAUCACUUGCAAGACGACACAUGUAAUAUACAAAUUGUCUUGUCCGUGUGGCUUAUGUUACAUUGGGAAAACAGAGACGGCCAUCUGCGAACGAAUUAGGGGACAUAGAUCUUCUAUUAGACUGGCAUAUCGAGACGGUUCCACAGAUAAACCGGUUGCAAAACACUUCUUUGAAUUAAAGCAUCCAUUGGCUACAUUGAAAUUUGUGGCUAUUGACCACAUCCCUAACCCUAGAAGAGGGUGGGAUAGGGGGAGGAUGCUACUCAAUAGAGAAGCUUAUUGGAUUCAUGAGUUGGACACUGUGUCUCCAAAAGGACUAAAUGAAGCUUUGUCGUUACAUUCUUUUUUGGCCUGA
Molecule: messenger RNA, 1047 nt
Organism: Pelobates cultripes (western spadefoot toad)
Lineage: Eukaryota; Metazoa; Chordata; Amphibia; Anura; Pelobatidae
Source: the annotation of a GenBank genome assembly